AUGGCCCCGAGAAUCAAGCACAUAGCGCUCCACACCGAGGACCCCGUGGCCACCGCCGAGUGGUACAAGACCUGCUUCGGCCUCGAAGAGCUGCGUCGCUCCCCCGACGGAGGCGCCGAGGGCGUAUGGCUCACCGAUGGCUACAUCUACUUCGCCAUCCUGAAGAUGGGUACGGAAGACGCCCCCAACCUCGGCGAGGGCCCCUCAACCGUCAAGGGCGUGCACCACAUCGGCUUCUACGUCGAUGACAUGGAAGACGCCGUCUCCACUGUUGAGGACCACGGAGCCACCGAGUGCCCCGGCAGCAGCCGCGCCAACCGCAAGUACAAGGGCCCCGACGGCCUGAUGAUCGACCUCCGCGUCCGAGGCUGGGACGAGCAGAUCCGCGCCCGCAGCACCCUAUACGAGCUGGUCGAGGCACCGCCCCGUGAGCCCGCGGCCACCCCCGCCGACGACUAG
Geodia barretti is the source of this 459-nucleotide messenger RNA. Lineage: Eukaryota; Metazoa; Porifera; Demospongiae; Tetractinellida; Geodiidae. The record is from the annotation of a GenBank genome assembly.